Messenger RNA from Callorhinus ursinus (northern fur seal), 1758 nucleotides. RefSeq names its product Bardet-Biedl syndrome 5 (gene BBS5). Gene Ontology annotation, cellular component: BBSome; ciliary basal body. Gene Ontology annotation, biological process: cilium assembly; intracellular transport. The record is from RefSeq and is a predicted model, not a curated record. Gene Ontology annotation, molecular function: phosphatidylinositol-3-phosphate binding. Lineage: Eukaryota; Metazoa; Chordata; Mammalia; Carnivora; Otariidae.
CCGUAGACGUCGUGACAGAGGCGGCCCGUUGCCUGGGAGCCAGUGAAACGCCACUCGGCCUCCGCCGCUGUGGAGAGUGCCAGCGUUGGUCCUCGGUCACCAUGUCGGUGCUGGACGCGCUUUGGGAGGACCGGGAUGUCCGCUUCGACGUCUCCUCGCAACAAAUGAAAACAAGACCUGGAGAAGUCCUUAUUGAUUGUUUAGAUUCAAUUGAAGACACCAAAGGAAAUAAUGGGGAUAGAGGUAGACUCUUAGUAACAAAUUUAAGAAUUAUCUGGCAUUCUUUGGCAUUACCCAGAGUCAAUCUUUCUAUAGGUUACAACUGCAUAUUGAACAUUACAACAAGGACUGCUAACUCUAAAUUACGAGGCCAGACUGAAGCUCUUUAUAUACUAACAAAAUGUAACAGUACUCGUUUUGAGUUUAUAUUUACAAAUUUGGUUCCUGGAAGUCCUAGACUUUUUACUUCUGUGAUUGCAGUACACAGAGCAUAUGAGACUUCUAAAAUGUAUCGUGAUUUUAAAUUGAGAAGUGCACUAAUUCAAAAUAAGCAACUAAGAUUAUUACCACAAGAACAUGUAUAUGAUAAAAUCAAUGGAGUAUGGAAUUUAUCCAGUGAUCAGGGAAAUUUAGGAACCUUUUUUAUUACCAAUGUGAGAAUUGUGUGGCAUGCAAAUAUGAAUGACAGUUUUAACGUCAGCAUACCAUAUCUACAAAUUCGUUCAAUAAAGAUUAGAGAUUCAAAAUUUGGUUUAGCUCUUGUCAUAGAAAGCUCUCAGCAGAGCGGAGGAUAUGUUCUUGGCUUUAAAAUAGAUCCUGUGGAAAAACUACAAGAAUCAGUUAAGGAAAUCAAUUCACUUCACAAAGUCUAUUCUGCCAGUCCUAUAUUUGGAGUGGAUUAUGAGAUGGAAGAAAAGCCACAGCCCCUUGAAGCUCUAAGAGUUGAACAGAUUCAAGAUGAUGUAGAAAUAGACUCUGAUGAUCACACGGACGCUUUUGUGGCUUAUUUUGCUGAUGGCAAUAAGCAACAAGAUCGUGAACCUGUAUUUUCAGAAGAACUGGGGCUUGCAAUAGAGAAAUUGAAGGAUGGAUUCACCCUACAGGGACUUUGGGAAGUAAUGAGUUGAUCUUGAGUUGAGCUGGAUUUCUAUUUAAAGAUAUCUCAAGAUUAAAGAUACUAGGCGCCUGCUAUAAGGCAUGGAAUAGUUUCUACUUUUACAGAAAAAGCUUUUAAGAAAGAGUUUUUUAAUGAUUAAGGAAAAACUCAUUUAUCUAAGAUUUUAUUGCCACUUUUCUAAAACGUAUAUUUAAAAUUGUAAUCAAAAUGUAUCUGGUUUGUAAAUAUGUUUAUUUUGUACCUAAUGCUUGUAAAUUAUUUGUCUGCAGAUAAUAAAUGACUGCAUCAUGUUGGGUUUAAUAAAGAAUUUAUACAGCACCAUUUAAUGUUUUGAAAGUGUUAUUUAAAAGAAUAAGACUAUUAUGGAGUAAUCAAAAUACUGCCUUUUUAAUUGUAAAACUCUGGUUUAAAUAAAUUAUCAAAUAGCUCCAAAUGUAAGCCAACUCUACUAUAAAUUGUAGCCCUUAAACUUGUUAUGUUUAAGUGACCAUUUCUGUAAAACCUAAAAAUUAUAGUUAACUCUGGAGUAUACCAACCCCUAUGUAAUGUUUUGGGCACUAUCUUAUAGUUUUGGCAAGAAUACAUUUGUUUUGUAAGGAAAUAGUUUUAAAUAGUUUGUAAAUAAAUUGUUCAUUUAUUGA